Molecule: messenger RNA, 742 nt
Organism: Cyprinodon variegatus (sheepshead minnow)
Lineage: Eukaryota; Metazoa; Chordata; Actinopteri; Cyprinodontiformes; Cyprinodontidae
Product: reelin-like
Exons: 4
Biological process (GO): central nervous system development; neuron migration
Molecular function (GO): lipoprotein particle receptor binding
Source: RefSeq, a predicted model, not a curated record
GUCUGAUUCAUGGCAGCUGGUCCAGUCCGAGUGUCUCCCGUCCUCCAUAAACAAUGCAGGCUGCUCCCCCUUCCAGUUUCAUGAAUCCACAAUCUACAGUCCAGUGAACAGCUCAACAUGGACACGGGUCACGGUCCAGCUGCCAGACCACGUCUCCUCAGGAGCUACCCAGUUCCGCUGGAUUCAGAAGGAAGGAACGGGAGAGAGGCAUAGCUGGGGAGUGGAUAAUGUUUACAUCGGAGAGGCAUGCCCAGGGCUCUGUAGUGGCCAUGGAUACUGCACAAGUGGAUUGGUCUGCAUCUGUGAUGAGGGAUACCACGGUGAUGACUGCUCCCUCUCAAGCACAGAGCUGCCAAGCUCCAUCAAAGAUAACUUUGAAUCUGGUGCGGUGUCUCCAGAGAGUUGGCAGCUUAUCGACGGCGGUGGAGUGGGCAGCGGCUGUGGGCAGCUGUCCCCUCAUGCUCACGGAGACUCGCUCUACUUUAGUGGCUGUAAGCUGAGGCAGGCAGUUACCAAACCGCUGGACCUCACUAGAGCCAGUAAGAUCAUGUUUGUGCUGCAAAUCGGCAGCGUGGCACAAACAGACAGCUGCAACGUAGCGCUGGAUCAGGCCGACACAAUGGACCGGGCCGUGCUGCUGCAGUACAGUGUCAACAAUGGAGUCAGCUGGCAUGUUAUUGCCCAGCAUCAGCCCAAAGACUUCAUAAAAGCCCAGAGAGUUUCCUACAACAUUCCACUGUGA